Molecule: messenger RNA, 1772 nt
Organism: Gymnodraco acuticeps
Lineage: Eukaryota; Metazoa; Chordata; Actinopteri; Perciformes; Bathydraconidae
Product: GTPase IMAP family member 9-like
Exons: 3
Coding region: 79-1188 (369 amino acids)
Molecular function (GO): GTP binding
Source: RefSeq, a predicted model, not a curated record
GAAUUGUUUCAAACAGUCUCUUAACUCUCAGUCUUUACCUCACUGUAAACCAGCACCUCUGCUCUCUACAAUCCAAUAAUGGGAGGCUUUAUUAACAAAGACGUGUUCCUGCGACUUUGGCUGCUUGGGAGUGCGGUCGUCUUUCAACCAGGAUGUUGUGGGUUAGAGCCCAGCCCGUGCCGUCAACAUGUCGACGAUUCCUCAGUCUGUUCGUCUCAACCUUCUACAAACUGCCACAACAAAUACUCGGGCCACAAUGAUAAGGUACUCCGGAUUGUGAUGAUUGGGAAAACUGGAUCUGGGAAGAGCGCCACAGGAAACACCAUUCUGGGAAAAGAGGACUUUGAAUCAAAGGUUUCUUUUGAAUCUCUGACUAAAGUCUGUGCUAAGACCUUUGGGGAAGUGGAUGGACAAAAGGUUGCUGUCAUUGACACUCCAGGUCUGUUUGACACCAGCACUGAUGAAAACAAGACCAGACAGAACGUUAUUCAGAGCAUUGUUUUUGCUUCUCCUGGACCUCAUGUCUUCCUGGUCGUCAUCAGACUGGGCAGAUUCACAGAUGAAGAAAAGCAGUCAGUGCAGAUGAUUCAGGAAAUCUUUGGAGAGCAAGCAGACAGAUACAGCAUGGUUCUCUUUACCCACGGUGAUCAGCUCGAAGACCAAACUAUUGAAGAGUUAUUGAAGCAAAGUGUAGAUCUGCAGGAACUUGUGGCCAGAUGUAACGGGCAGUACCACGUCUUCAAUAAUAAGGAGAAGGAUCGUUCUCAGGUCAGAGAGCUGCUCGACAAGAUCAGAAACAUAACAGAGAAGAACGGAGGAAGCCAUUACACCACUGAAAUGUUCCAGGAGGUAGAGAGGGCCAUAGAAGAGGAGAAACAGAGAAUCAUUGAAGAGAGAGAAGAAGAAAUGCGCAAAGAGGAAGAGGAAAUGGAGAAGAAAAUAUUGGAAAAGUAUGAGAAACAAAUGAAGGAAAUGAAAGAUGACAGAGAGAGGAUGAAAAAGGUACAUGAAAUGUUUGAAAGAGAAAUGGAGGAGGAGAGGAGGAGAUUUAGAGAAGAGCAGGAAGAGAGGGCCAGAAAAGCAGCUGAAGACAACUCUUUCACAAUGUGGUUAAAAAAUGGCGUAAUUACAGCAUAUAACUUCCUUAGAGGUUGGCUUGAGACGGCAACAGAUUUAUCAAACCUUUGACUGUCUGACUCCUUGUUAAUCUUCACCGUCCCCCUUUUUCAAUCUCAAUGUGUGAUUUAUAGUUUUCUCAGUUAUACCAGGUGUGAGUUUUGACCACAUACUAAACAGUGUCACAGAAUGUCAAGAACAAAGAUGUUAAUAAGGUAAAGUGGUGUUAUUAAUCUGAUUUCAACUGAACAAUGUUUUUCAGAUGUCGUGUUUUCAUUGUUUGAUUGCUUUUGAUUUUACUAUAGGAAAAAGAAGAAAGAAGGUAGCAAGGUUUUGUACUUUUUACUUCCUCCUCCCCCUAGGUCAGGGGUGCCUAAUAUGUCGAUCGCAAAGGUAGUGUGGGUAGAUCCAACACGUUCUCACUCCCAACCAGGGUACUUGAGAGUCAGUUUUCAACGGGCAGGGCGUCCCAUAGACCUUCAUAGACCUCCCAUAGCGUUGAUAAUAGACGCCAUGAGAACGCUCCCCGACGGUCGGUUGUUAUUGUCAAUAUUAAUAUAAUAAUAAUGUUGUAAUAGUCACACUCGAUUUUGCCGAUGUUCUUGUUGCCCCAGCUGGUCAACACCUCUUUGAGCAGAAACAAAGGCUACAUUAAU